AUGUUGAAAGUUGACGACAACUUGUUGACAGAGCUCCCAAACGGUUUAUCCCGACUCAACAACUUGUUCCAAUUGGACGUACGUGGCAACAGCAUAACGUUCCUACCUGUAGAGUUCGGAAAACUGACAAUGCUGAAGAUAUUUGAUAUCAAGAGGAACCCGAUUGUGCAGCCACCACUGGAUGUCUGCCUGCUAGGAGUAGAGAGUAUCAAGACAUACUACGAAGACCUGGCGAAGUCGGAGCGAGUUUCCACCGUGCACCGGAAAGUUGUGCUGCUUGGAGAAUCGUUCGCUGGAAAGACAAGUAUGAAGAACGCUCUCCAAACGGGCGAAUCCCAUUUGACCAAAGUGAGGGAUCGCACACAGUGUAUGAACAUAGACUCGUGGUGCUCUAAGAUAGGCGGCGAAAGUCUGGAGAUUCGGGUGUGCGAUUUCGGAGGUCAUGAUGUGUACACACUGACGCACCAGUUUUUCCUGAGCGAAGGAUCUCUUCACCUGCUGGUGGUAAAUCUGAAAACUUACCGCAGACGACAAACCGCGUUCAACAGAGCGGUGAGGUUCUGGUUAGAGAGUGUGGAUUCUCGCGUCGUCAAUGCAGUCGUUUAUCUAGUGGGAACCCAUGCUGACAGGUUGACCGCGGGUGAGAUAGAAGGGAAGACCCGAGACAUCAAAGAUCGCGUGAUGAAGUACAUCGAAGAAAGAAGGAAGCACCUGCACUCGCAGAUUGAGGAGGUAGAAACACAGCUUGUCAAAGCAAGGGACGAGGCAGAGUAUGUCAUGAGGGCGUAUGCAAGCAGAAAACUAGAGCGACUACAGCGCAAGGUAGAAAAGCUUCGGUGUGAAUUGGAUAGUGGUCUGAAGUUUCUGAAGAAUGGUGACGUGGCAGUAGUGAGCUCCAAAGACAUGACCGGCAUCACCGACUUGAAAACAGAUGUGUUCAAAAUCUCAGUCGACAAGGAUCUGUUCCCGAGCGCUCAUUGUGUCCUGCCCAGAUCAUGGAUCAACAUGGAGAAACUGCUCAAGUUAGAAGGGGAGAAGUCCAGCAAUAUCAGCCUCUCAUGGGAGGAGUGUGUGCAUCUCGGGUCAAAGCUUAAUCUAGUUUCGAACGGAAUGGAAGCUGUGAUGGGCUACCUUCACAAAACCGGCUCCGUCCUACACUACAGGGGCGACGUCCUCCAGAACGUUGUGUUUCCUGACCCUACUCAGCUGAUCACGCUUCUCAAGCUGAUUUUUGACCACGACCAAGAACGCCUCCUUGGCGCCUUAAGACAGAAUUCUAAGAUGUCCACAGAGGAAUUUAGCGUCGUGCAGAACAACUUCGUACGUCGCGCAAUCCUACCGAAAGGUGUACUCCUCAAACAUUUUAGUAAGAACAAAACAACGACAGACGACUUCGACCACCAUCAAGGUGCUGGAGACAUUUGUCACCCGGCACGCCGCCGCACGUGA
This is a messenger RNA of Branchiostoma floridae (Florida lancelet), 1449 nucleotides long. RefSeq names its product malignant fibrous histiocytoma-amplified sequence 1 homolog. The record is from RefSeq and is a predicted model, not a curated record. The transcript has 2 exons. Bases 1 to 1449 code for a protein of 482 amino acids. NCBI's taxonomy places the organism in Eukaryota, Metazoa, Chordata, Leptocardii, Amphioxiformes, Branchiostomatidae.